Messenger RNA from Esox lucius (northern pike), 3257 nucleotides. RefSeq names its product serine protease 16. NCBI's taxonomy places the organism in Eukaryota, Metazoa, Chordata, Actinopteri, Esociformes, Esocidae. Gene Ontology annotation, cellular component: lysosome; endosome. The transcript is spliced from 13 exons. Gene Ontology annotation, molecular function: dipeptidyl-peptidase activity; serine-type exopeptidase activity. The coding region runs from base 1 to 1836 and encodes 611 amino acids. Gene Ontology annotation, biological process: proteolysis. The record is from RefSeq and is a predicted model, not a curated record.
AUGGAGGAGUCGGAGAAGGAGGCCAGUCCAAGUGCGGAGGACCAGUUAUCUGGAAGGAGUGAAGGGAGUGGCGUGAGCAGAAGUACGGACCCGGUGGAGGUUGAUGCAGGAAUGCAAAUUGGAGCGAGCCUUGAUAAGGUGAGCUUGGAGGAUGUCUGCGGCGACGGUGGAUGGCCCGACCGAGGUGCUGGAGAGGUGCUUGGGGACGGGCUUUCUGGUGGAACUGGAGGAGAGAGCCUGGGACCAUCCGGAGAUGGACCAGGCCAGGACUCAUCGGGUGACAGAUUUUUGUAUUUGGCCGCAUGGUUGCUCUGGAAGUGCCUCUGCAAAUUGUACUCUUCGACGUUAGCUUUACAUUGGAGAGUUUUGAGGAAGACCAAGGAGCGUGUGCGUAAAAUCCAGAAUGAGAAAGUGAAGAAGCAGGUGCUGGUGCGUGCCGUCACCAGCCGCGAACCCAGGGCCGAAGUGAGAGGUGGGACAAUUCAACAACCUCUCGACCACUUCAGCGGUCGAAACGAUGAAACCUUUCUUCAGAGGUUUUUCGUGAACGAGGCCUAUUGGGAGCGCCCCCACGGCCCAGUGUUUCUGUACAUCUCGGGGGAAGGCCCCGUCUCCGAGUUUGACGUGCUGGCAGGCCACCAUGCCGACAUGGCUGAGGACCAUGGGGCUCUGCUCGUCACGCUGGAGCAUCGUUUCUAUGGCGACAGCAUCAAUGAAGACGGUCUGAAAACGGAAAACCUGAGACACCUGUCCAGCCAGCAGGCUCUGGCCGACAUAGCAGUAUUCCAUCAAUACAUCAGUGAUCGUUUCGACCUCUCAGAGAAGAACACGUGGAUCAGCUUUGGAGGUUCCUAUGCCGGAGCCUUGUCUGCCUGGCUCCGGGGAAAGUUUCCCCAUCUGGUCUACGGAUCUGUGGCCUCUUCUGCUCCGGUCAAAGCCACACUGGACUUUUCCGCCUACAACCAAGUGGUUGGUUUGAGCCUCACAGACGUGGACGUCGGAGGCUCAGAAAAGUGUGUGUCGGACAUCCGGGAGGCCUUCGUGGAUGUGGAGGCUGCCCUGCUGGCUGGGAACACGACAGAGGUAGAGAGGGACUUUUUUUGUUGCAAGCCCCCAGUGGAACUUGAGGACCAGCUGGAGCUGAUGCAGAGCUUGGCCGACAUCAUCAUGGGAACCGUGCAGUACAAUGAGGAGGGUGGAGUCAUGACCAUUGACAAGCUCUGUGACAUCAUGACCAAUGAAACAGGGGCCUACGAGGAGGAAACAAAGGCCUACGACCGAUUGAUCAAGCUGGUGAAGAUCUACCGGGUAACCGGCGGGGAUCCCUGUUUGGAGGUGUCCCACGGGAAAACCCUCGAGGACCUGGGGAAUACAGACCUAGAGUCGGCCGGCAACAGCGAGAGAGCGUGGUACUACCAGGCCUGCACCGAGUUUGGCUUCUUCCAGACUUGCGAGGACGCUAGCUGUCCCUUUUCCCAGACGCUUUCCCUGCAUUCCCAGACUGACCUGUGCUCUGAGUUGUUCGAUGUACCUCGGCACAGCCUGCCUGGACGCAUCGCCUUCACCAACAAGUACUACGGAGAAACCCACCCCCACACUGACCGGGUUCUGUAUGUCAACGGUGACAUUGACCCCUGGCACAAACUCAGUGUUCUGGAAGAGGACUUGAACAAGGGGAGCAAAGACAUGGCCGUCUUCAUUAAGGGCACCGCCCACUGCGCCGACAUGAGCUCAGAGAGGGCCGCAGACCGCCCCGCCCUGAAGCUGGCACGCAAGGCCAUUGAGCGGCAGGUCGCCAUGUGGUUGAAGGAGGCCGCCUGGGAACUGAUGGGCUGAUGGACCCUGUGACGGGUCACCUGAUCAUGUGACCGUCCUGACCGACGUCACCCUGCAAAUCCAGCUGAGGUGAUCUCGCCUUCACCGCUUCCCCCACGUCCUUGUAUCUCUGUGUUUGUAAAACGCAGUUCGGUACCAUCACCAUAACAACAGCCAUGGCCCCUACAACAAAGCUCCAUACACUAUACGUACCUGCAUGUGGUAGUGCAUGUCUGUGCUGGAGUGUGUUUGUGUGUGUGUGUGUGUGUGUGUGUGUGUGAGAAAUGGUUUGUGUGUGUGUCUACACAGUGAUUGUCCAUGCCUACAUGCUUUUAUCAGUGUGUCAAGGUUUGGGAGGUGAAUUUCUGGUACUCAGGACGAUGCUCCUCUCAUCCUGCCUAUUCUCACGAUGAUCACAUGACCAUUUGGAGUGGUUCUCUGAGGUAGUAUUGUUCUUCUAGCUUUUAUCUCUACUAAAACACCUCCACGAGCGUUUUUGGCUCUUGCUCUGGGUGACUUCGGAUGCUGCUGCAUGUGGGUGGUGCACUUUUUGUGUAGAGAUAAAAAAAAAAAAAUGGUAACACAUAAUAGAACUGCUGUGUGCUACGGGCUGCUAGAGAAGUAGUCUUGUGACAUACUGUAUAUUACAUCUUCCCCAAUAUGUGACCUGAAGUGGGGCCAGUGAAGAAGGCAGGUUAGCCAAUGAUAUCGGGCCAAUCUCGGGCACAGUUGUGCAUCUGGUCACAAACUACAAUAUAUGUACCAGAAGUAACCCAGAAACAGGAUCUGUGCUGAACAAAUAGCACAAUGUCUAGACCAAGAACACGUGGUACUUUCCAGGUCUGGGGAGGUUGCACCAACCCACGUGCCAAUUGUUUUUGUGCUUUUCCAGGAGUGUGGACCCUCACAUCUCUUGGCUAUAAAAGCAAGGGACGAUGCACCACUUAUAUAGUAUUGUGUUUGUCUGUCUGUAUUUUGUGUCUUCUGUGUGUGAGUUUGUGUGAUUAAAUGUGAAAUUAUGCAUUAGAAAGAGGCAUUAAAAAACCAUAGCUUAUGUGUAUUGCCUUAUAUGUAUUUGGACCCAAUGGGCAGCAGCUACUCAUCUGGGGGUAUUUUCUCCAGGAUAAACAUUUAUAUUUGCCAUAGAUAGUUUUAGUAAUUCAAAGAAGUAAUAGUACUAUUUUGUUUCCAGAGAUAGUUUGCAGUAGUAAUGUAGCUAACCAGGAGUCUCUAUGGAGUGCUCUAUGUUUCUAAGCUGUUUUAAAGCGUUCUUAGGUUUAAAGCCUGCCUGUAGACACAUGCAUUUUUCUUUGAUUCAUUGAAGUUAUUGGAGACAAUGGAAGACUCCCUGUCAAAAAAAUAUUCUUGAUUCCUUUAUAGCUUGUGUGAGUCUUUUUAUCUUUUAUUGAGGUGAUUGUGUUUAAUUCUGAGAGCUCAUUGGA